Messenger RNA from Fusarium musae, 987 nucleotides. RefSeq lists its product as uncharacterized. The record is from RefSeq and is a predicted model, not a curated record. Gene Ontology annotation, molecular function: acetylpyruvate hydrolase activity. Bases 1 to 987 code for a protein of 328 amino acids. Lineage: Eukaryota; Fungi; Ascomycota; Sordariomycetes; Hypocreales; Nectriaceae. The transcript has 4 exons.
AUGGCUUCUUCUGCAUUCAAGCGUAAGUGGAUCCCCGUACAAUGUGUCAGUGUGUUCUAUGCUAAUGAUGAGACAGGUCUUGUGCGCUUCGUUCCUAAGUCAGCGCCCUCUAGCAUCUUGAUCGGAGAGCCUGUGCAAGCUUCUCUAGAUGUCGGAUUGGCAUCUCGUGAAGGAAAAGAUAUUACUGUCAACGUCUUUUCAGGACGGUCUGUCUUGUCGCCUGGUUCCCGAACAGACCGCACUGAAUCCGUUGAACGACUCUUGUCGCCUUUAGCGCAGGAGGAGGUUGGGACUAUCCGAUGUAUCGGAUUGAACUACGUUCAGCAUGCGAAGGAGGUCAAGAUGGAUAUCCCUACAAUCCCCACGCUGUUCCUUAAGCCCAACACAGCACUUGGUGACCCGUGGCCAGCUCCAACUCUCCUCCCCAAAAUCACUCAAAACGACGGAAGCGGUGACUUUGAGUCCGAGCUGGCUGUCGUGAUUGGCAAACCAGCCAAGAACGUUUCCGAAGAGAACGCCAUGGACUACGUCCUAGGCUUUACAGCCGCAAAUGACGUCUCAAGCCGAGUCUCUCAGCUGAACCAGUCACAGUGGUGUUUCUCCAAGGGCUUUGAUGGAGCUUGCCCUAUCGGUCCAACUCUGGUGUCAACCUCGGAGAUUCCAGAUCCUUCCAAGCUUCAUAUUCGUGGCCUGAAGAAUGGCAAGGUCAUGCAAGACUGCUCACUUGAGUAUGUGCCGCCAUUUCCCCCUCUUCCAAGAGCUUAUCAGCUAACAUUGGCCAGCGACCUCAUCUUCAGUGUUCCCAAGCUGAUCAGCUUUUUAUCACAAGGCACAACCCUUCCUGCAGGCACCGUCAUUAUUACUGGUACACCAGCUGGAGUAGGCAUGGGUAGGAACCCCAAGGAGACCCUAUCCCAUGGCGAUGAGUUCAGGGUUGAGAUCCUGCCACAUAUCGGGACAUUGGUCAAUACCUUUGAGAACGAGUAG